GAACGCUGUUCACAGGAAAUGCUGGAGGGUCAGAACGGGACCUGCCUCUGGAGCUUUUUCUUUUAAAAAGGAAGGCGUUUUCUCAGUCUUGUGGAGAUCUCUCACUAGCAGUUAGAGUCUGAAGUUUGUCUGGGCUUGACGCUGGGGUUCCGCUGAUUAGCACUGAGGGAAGAGGAGGGUGAGGAAUAAUACAGAAACAAGAGGGAACUCAACAAAGGAACUAGGGGCUGUGACGCUCCUAAAAACACGGGGGACUGUUGGAUCCCGUCUGAGUUUGUGGUGGAAUUGGGUGCUGUUAGAUGGAGUUAGGGACCGGGAACAUCAGGUGUUCACAGUGUACGCAAGAUCUAGGUGUUGAAGGAGUGGGCUCUGGUUCAGGGCCCCAGGGAGGACUGGAGCCUGGUCAGCGAGCAGGGAAUGGGGGCGGCGCUUCGUGGAGUCAGGGAGGCGUCUCUGAGAAGGACCCAUUGAGAGCUCCGAAGUGAGGGGCCAGCCCCAUGAACACCUACCCUUGGCCUAUUUCUGGAAUCAGCCAAGCAUGGAGGCAGGAAGGACUGGCACAAGGAUUGGUGGCGUCCUCCCUCCAGCGCAGACUCCCUGCCCCAGAGCCCAGAGCGCUCAUCACAAGCUCAGGAGGAUCAAGAGCUGUAACUAAAGCAAGAGCUUUCGGAAGAAGUGGGGCGUCCGGCCCCUGGCCUUUCUCCUCAGCCUAUCCUGGCUUCCAGUGGCCCUUCCUCUCCCGGGAACAAAAAAAGAUGGAAAAGCCCAGGGGCAAAAAGAAGGCACAGAUCCCAAAAGAAGAAGGAGAUUUGCUAAAGGACGCUCCCAAAGAAGAGAAAGCCUCUGGGGAGGAAAGGGCCAACCAGAGGACGGCAUCGGCGAAGAAGCCCAGAAAGGUCGGCCUGAGCCCUGGAGACGAGGAGCACGUGUUCGACGCCUUCGAUGCUUCGUUUCAAGACGACUUUGAGGGGGUUCCUGUGUUCGUGCCUUUUCAGAGAAAGCAGCCCUUCAAGUGCGGCGAGUGUGGCCGCGUCUUCAAGCACAAGACGGACCACCUUCGCCAUCAGAGGGUUCACACGGGCGAAAAGCCCUUCAGGUGUGAGGAGUGUGGGAAGACGUUCCGGCACAGCUCCGACGUCACCAAGCACCAGAGAAUCCACACCGGAGAGAAGCCCUUUAAAUGCAGUGAUUGUGGGAAGGCCUUCAACUGCGGCUCCAAUCUCCUAAAACAUCAGAAGACACACACCGGAGAGAAGCCGUACGAGUGCAAGGAAUGUGGGAAAACCUUUGCCUACAGCUCAUGUCUCAUUCGCCAUCGGAAGCGUCACCCCCGGAAGAAGCACUGAGCGAGGGGAAGCUGCGCCGUGUUGGUGCCGAUGGGAGCACAGCACGCCUGUGCCUGGGCGUCCCCGUCGCAGUCUGGAAAAUCAAGCCAGUGGGGUAAGCAGGUGCUUGAGUGUGCUAAAGACCUGGACCGAUACACCACGACAACGUGGGAGGGGCUUGUGGCCCCAGAGACGCUGGGGACACUAGCAGCUGUCUGGGACUCUGGCGAUGGCUGCUUGCGAGCGGCCCAGCACCUUCCAGGGCAGCCUCUGCCCUUGGCGUCCACUGUGGCUUCAGCCUUCUCAGCUCCCUUGAAGACUUGACUCUGCAGACUCCCGACCUGCCGGGUCAUGCCUGUGCAGCCUGGCGGGGGCCGGUGGCCCUGAGCUGGAGAGCUGUGCUCUGCGGGCAUGCCCACAGCGCUGCACCAGACGCCUGCUGGCCCCACUCAGCUGGCCAUGGUGACAGUGGUUUGUGCUCUGGCUUCCCUCCUCGGGCUGCAGCAGCACCGUCCCCCACCCAAUCCCCGGGAACCGAACCCCUUGUGCGUCCCCCUGGCCCAGGUGAGCGGCCUGACUCACCCAGGUGGGUCCCUCGGGACCUGCGUGCCGCCACCGUGGGAGAUUCCUGCCCCGGACACGUGGUAGACGUCCCGAGGAUGUGAGGGCAGCUUCGAGCCAGCCCGCGUCUGCCACGGGGCUCUUCGGUUGUGAGGCCGUGCGCCCUGCCCCCCGGAGGGCAGCUCUCCAGGGCUGACAGGAUGGGUGCCCAGACACGGAAUGACAGGUGGAGAUGGUGGCAGCAGGCACCCUGCUCUGGGCCCUGCAGGGUGGGCGUCCCAGCGGCACAGUCGGCAGGCUGGCCCGGCCUCUCCAUCAGCAGCCAGGUAAUCCGUGUCCCUUUCUGGCUGUGAGAGCAGAUCACCCUGGUCAGGAAGCUCCUGAUGAGGUGCGCGUAAGAGUGAACCGUCCGGCCAGACAGGCCUGAGCCCCGGGAGGCGGUGAGGAGGGCGCAGGGCAAGCGGAGAGGCCCUAACCCAGACGUCCUCUCCAUCUGGGGGC
Lontra canadensis (Northern American river otter) is the source of this 2387-nucleotide messenger RNA. RefSeq names its product ZFP41 zinc finger protein (gene ZFP41). Gene Ontology annotation, biological process: regulation of transcription by RNA polymerase II. Gene Ontology annotation, molecular function: RNA polymerase II cis-regulatory region sequence-specific DNA binding; DNA-binding transcription factor activity, RNA polymerase II-specific. The record is from RefSeq and is a predicted model, not a curated record. The transcript is spliced from 4 exons. The coding region runs from base 498 to 1346 and encodes 282 amino acids. NCBI's taxonomy places the organism in Eukaryota, Metazoa, Chordata, Mammalia, Carnivora, Mustelidae.